GCUUGGAUAGCAGUUCAUUCGUUUUCUUCCUGCAGGUCAAUUCAUUCAUUUAUUCAUUCAAUCCCUCUCUUACCUUCAUUUUUUUCCCGUCCUUCCUUUCUACCACUCCUCUCUUUUUUCCACAAAAAUGAAGUCCUCUACUUUCGGUAUGCUCGCUCUGGCAGCAGCAGCAAAGAUGGUCGAUGCCCACGCCACCCUCUUCGCCUCUCCCCCCAGCAACAGCCCCGUCAAGGACGUGACCUCGACCGACAUCACCUGCAACGUCAACGGCGACCAGGCGACGGCCAAGACGCUGUCCGUCAAGGGAGGCGACAAGGUGACCUUUGAGUGGCACCACAGCAGCCGCGACUCGUCGGACGACAUCAUCGACUCCACGCACAAGGGCCCCGUCAUGGUGUACAUGGCGCCGACUGACGCGGGCAGCAGCGGCAAGAACUGGGUCAAGAUCGCCGAGUAUGGCUACCCGGACGGCACCUGGGCGGUUGAUACCCUGAUCGCCAACCGCGGCAAGCACAGCAUCACCGUCCCCGACGUCCCCGCCGGCGACUACCUCUUCCGCCCGGCGAUCAUCGCCCUCCACGAGGGCGAGAACCAGGGAGGCGCCCAGUUCUACAUGGAGUGCGUCCAGUUCAAGGUCACCUCCGACGGGGCCAACACCCUCCCCGAGGGCGUCAGCCUGCCGGGUGCCUACUCCGCCACCGACCCCGGGAUCCUCUUCAACUUGUACACCUCCUUCGACAGCUAUCCCAUCCCCGGUCCCUCCGUCUGGGAUGGCUCCGGCUCCGGCUCAUCCUCCUCCGGCUCGUCCUCCACCGCCGCUGCUGUGGCCUCCACUUCCUCUUCCGUCUCCCUCGAGGCUGUGACCACCAAGGCCGCCGUGGCCGCCCCCGCCUCCACCACCACCACCGCCGUCGCCUCGACCAAGAAGUCCAAGGCCACUACCUGCCGCAGCAAGUCCUCCGCUAAGUCCUCCGCCGCGUCUACUGCUGCUGCUGUGGAGACCACCGCCGCUGUCGCUCCCGCUGCCUCCUCCUCCUCUUCUUCCUCUGGCAUCGCCGGCAAGUACCAGCGCUGCGGUGGCCUGAACUGGACCGGCGCCACCACCUGUGUCGAGGGCUGGACCUGCAAGCAGUGGAACCCCUACUACUACCAGUGCGUGGAGUCUGCUUAGAUCCCCUUCUCUGGACGGGUUCAUUCAGACAAUAGGAAACGGUGAUGGGUUACUAGCUGGGGCUAGUGUCGUUGGUUAGUUACCUCGCUGUGGGGGUGGAUGUGAGUGCUCGGGUUGUGGUGUUCGAUCCGGUGUGGAAUAUCUUAGUAGUAAUAGAGAAUCCAAGUUCUGGUUGACAAGGCACAUACAUGUGCGUAGAGUUGUGUAGAUGAUCUCAGAGUUUGAUUGUAGGUAGGAAG
Molecule: messenger RNA, 1410 nt
Organism: Aspergillus saccharolyticus JOP 1030-1
Lineage: Eukaryota; Fungi; Ascomycota; Eurotiomycetes; Eurotiales; Aspergillaceae
Gene: eglD
Product: putative endoglucanase
Exons: 2
Coding region: 128-1171 (347 amino acids)
Biological process (GO): carbohydrate metabolic process
Cellular component (GO): extracellular region
Molecular function (GO): cellulose binding
Source: RefSeq, a predicted model, not a curated record